Molecule: messenger RNA, 654 nt
Organism: Trametes versicolor FP-101664 SS1
Lineage: Eukaryota; Fungi; Basidiomycota; Agaricomycetes; Polyporales; Polyporaceae
Exons: 1
Coding region: 1-654 (217 amino acids)
Source: RefSeq, a predicted model, not a curated record
AUGAGGCCGAUCGACUUACCGGCGCCUAAAUGUUUCGAAGUCGUGGGCGCCUCUCUCUCUCAUCUCACACAACGACUAGCAUACCGCGGCAUCAAGUCAUGGCGCCCUUCGCCACUCAAGCCCUCGACGCGGCGCGCACUCGAGUGCGCGCAGACAGCGAUCCAGGCCGCGACUGGCGCUCGCCCGACGGAAGGAGCACUCUGGGGCUUGCUGAAACGCGACCCCAUCUCACGGAAGGCGCGCGAUUUCAUCUGGAAGGCGUUGCACGGCGCGCACCGCGUAGGCGACUACUGGAAGAACAUCCCAGGCUACGAAACUCGCGCCGUCUGUGCGCAUUGCGACGUUGCGGACUCGCUCGAGCACAUACUUGUUGAGUGUGCAGCACCCGGGCGGGCGACCGCGUGGUACCUUGCUGACCUGCUUCUGAAGAACCGCGGCUUCUCUCUGCGAGGCCCCUCCUACGGCCUUGUCCUGGGCUGCCAAGCGCUUGAAAUCCUCAAUAACAAGGGAAACCUCGACUCUGGCGCGACGCGACUCGCGAAGAUCGUGGUGUCCGAAACCGCCUAUCUCAUCUGGACCCUGCGCUGCGAGCGUGUCAUCGGGUGGGCACUCGAACCGCGACGCACACACUCGGAACAAGAGAUCGAAAAUUGA